This is a messenger RNA of Alternaria incomplexa, 729 nucleotides long. RefSeq lists its product as uncharacterized. The transcript has a single exon. The record is from RefSeq and is a predicted model, not a curated record. NCBI's taxonomy places the organism in Eukaryota, Fungi, Ascomycota, Dothideomycetes, Pleosporales, Pleosporaceae. Bases 1 to 729 code for a protein of 242 amino acids.
AUGACUACCGCGGAUCACGCUGGUGUAAGGAUGGUGCAAACCGAUGGCACCCAUUCCCUUGCGCUAUACACCUACGGCCCGGAACCGGCCGAUCCUCAUGAUGCGGCGGUACUGUUUGUCUCUGGUGUCGCAAGCAGCAGGCUCAACUGGUCAGCCGUCGUGCGACAGCUCUCUGCAUCCAUGCGCUGCUUCACCUACGAUCGCGCCGGUUAUGGGUUAUCCGACAGCGCUCCGUACCCGCCCACAGCCGAGAAUAUUGCGACAGAUAUCCAAUACCUUGUCGAGAACGUUCCCUUCGAGAAUCCUCUCAUCCUCGUCGGUCAUUCUUGGGCCGGCGUACUGAUCAACGAAUUCAUUGCGCUAACAGGGAAUGGCCAUCACAUUGCCGGGCUGGUACUUGUCGACGCUAACCACGAGACACUGCCACAAGUCUUGAACGUCAACGACCCGGAUCUCCAAGCCAUGUCCGAGGGCAUCAACCCAUAUAUUGCCAAAGGCAUUGCCGCAGACCACAAACUGACGCAGCAGGAAUGGGACGCACUUAUGGCUGAUGAAGCGACCGAGAAGUACGCGGCGAUUGCGCGCAUGGAAGAAGACGAGUACGCAGCAAGCUUCGCGACGCUGCGCGACAAGGAUUUGAGUGCCCAUCAGCCGCUUCUCAGACAGAAGCCUAACCAAUAUAAGGCGACGGAUUAUGCACAAUCCGCGCCCGAUUUGGUAUCGCGUUAG